This is a messenger RNA of Laetiporus sulphureus 93-53, 2201 nucleotides long. RefSeq lists its product as uncharacterized. Bases 89 to 1951 code for a protein of 620 amino acids. Lineage: Eukaryota; Fungi; Basidiomycota; Agaricomycetes; Polyporales; Laetiporaceae. The record is from RefSeq and is a predicted model, not a curated record. The transcript is spliced from 8 exons.
UCCGCCGACGUUGAAGAGAAGCAGUGCUGCAGAGACCUAUAUAACGUGGGCAUGCAGCGGCAGCCUACCUCCCCAUCUCAAGACCACCAUGGCUGCUAUCAUCACCGAUGAGCACGAGUUGAGGAUCAUCGCUCCCCUGGGCAUGCUCGGGUACGGCUACGAUGCGUCGGUCUUCCUCGAGUACUGCGAGAAGCGACAUCCACAUGCGAUCAUCUGCGACUCAGGCUCCACCGACUCCGGGCCACAGAAACUCGCCCUCGGCUUGACCACCUGCCCCCGCGAGGCGUACGUGCGCGACCUCGGGCCCAUGCUCCUCGCCUGCGCCAAAUACAAGAUUCCCAUCCUCAUCGGCUCCUGCGGGGGCUCUGGAACCAAUGAACAUGUCGAUCUCUUUGCUGAGAUCAUCCACGAGCUCGCGCUUGAGCACGGCUACCGCUUCCGCAUUGCCAAGAUAUACUCUGAGUUCGACAAGGCCGUCGUCCGCAACGCGCUCGAGCAGGGCAACAUCAGCCCGUGUGGCCCCGUGCCGCCGCUGACUGUGGAGGAUGUGGACGCGAGCAGAGUGAUUGUGGGGCAAAUGGGUGCGGAGCCAUACCUGGCUACUCUGAACACGCACGAACCGGUAGACAUCAUCUUGGGCGGCCGGGCGUAUGACCCUGCUCCGUUCGCUGCUGUAUGUCUUAAGCGCGGGAUCGACCCGGGCAUCGCAUGGCAUAUGGGCAAGCUCGAGUGCGGCGGGAUGUGCGUUGAGCCAAAGCAGCCGCUCAUCUUCGCGACGAUCCGCAAGGACAGUUUCGACCUCGAGCCGACGAACGACACCUCGCGCUGCACGGCCAUCUCCGUCGCCGCGCACACGCUGUACGAGAAGACUCGCCCAGACCUGCUCCCAGGUCCCGGUGGCGUACUCAACCUCGCGCAUUCGACGUACGAGCAGCUCACUCCGCGCAUCGUGCGCGUGCGCGGUGCCGUGUUUGAGCCGCGUCCGUACCAGAUCAAGCUCGAGGGCGCGAAGAAGACUGGCUUCCGCUCCGUGUUCAUUGGUGGCAUCCGUGAUGCGGGGCUCAUCGCGCAGAUUGACCAUGUCCUGCCCGUUGUCGAGAACUACGCGCGGACGAUGAACCCGAAGUUCACAGGCGACAACUGCCGCAUCGCGUUCCACGUCUACGGGAAGAACGGGGUGAUGGGUCCGCUCGAGCCGGUCAAGCAGCACGCACACGAAUUGUGCGUCCUCUGCGAGGUGCUUGCACCUACGCAGGGACUCGCGCACAGCGUCUGCAAUGCGCUGCGUGUUGCACUCCUGCACACUCCGUAUGCGUACCAGGUCGCGACAGGCGGCAACCUCGCUGGCCCGCUUACGCCGAUGGAGACAGACCUUGGCGAGGCCUCUGAAUUCUGCGUGUACCAUCUCAUCAACGUCGACGACCCGCUCGCGCCGUUCCCGAUUACCUACCAGACCGUAGGGACCGAAGUGGACCCAAGCCGUUGGCCGACGUACACGCACCUCGCCCACGCGGAGAUGUCGAGCGCGGCGCGUGCGCUGGAGGAAAUGAAGAAGGAAAUGGAGGGCAAGAAGGUCGAUCCGGUCGCCCAGUGGCGGCGGGCUAUCGAGCAUGGGGAUAAGACGAUUAAGCUGCGAGACGUGGCGACGGUGUUGAGGAGUAAGAAUAGCGGCCCAUAUGAGUUGACGUUCGAUGUAAUGUUCCCGAACGAGGAGAUCUUCCAGGCGGUACAGAAUAGCGGCGUGCUCACGAAGGAGAUCCUUGCGAAGAUGUAUGGUGUGAAGCCCGAGACGGUGCUUGCCUGUCUAUUCUUCCCGCAGGCGCGUGCAUUCAAGUUCACUAUUCCGAGGGUGCACCCGAAUGGUAGCUUUGGGGAGACUGACAUGCAUGGGUGCCAGCAGCAUAUACCUUUGGGUGAUAUAGACGUUCCGCUGCCGAUCGCUGCACAAUGAUCUGCAACAUAGUCCUGAGAGGUCAGAUUAAUAUCCAGGGGUGUGGUUUGUACGAAAGGUCGCGAUUGGCCUAUGUUGGAAUGUGGUGUUUGUAAUGUUGCUUUCCGUGUCGGACUGGAGCUUGGACGUUUGUGCGCUAAAUAGCAGGAACUUGAAGUAUGGUACUUUUUGUAUGUAGACCAGGGUUCAGACCAUAGGCAUUCCCUUCAAGCAGCCAUUGGGGUUACUCACGAACACAUCAAGCAAGUGG